AUGAUCAGUCCAUUAUCAGCUGGAUGGGUAGGAGAAAGUUCCACAUUCAGAAGGUCCAGUGGAGCUGUUCAUCCUGACAUUUUCCAGUUGGAGGGAGUUCCUUUUAUAAUAGGUAUAAUGGUGCCAUUUACGGUCUGCCAGUCUUCCUCUAGAUACUUAGAAGGGGCUCUUUGUCCAGGUGAAGUCAAGGAUGGGAUGGAAGUUCUUUCUUGUGAUGCUGGCAGCUGCUGUUAUAUUGUUAAUUUUAGAAGAAAAGUGGUAAAGAAAUGCCCAACCUUGCAUCAACUCCAGCUUCCACGAGAAACAAGGUUCUUUAGUGUUCCAAUUAAAUCUAAUAGCAAGUAUUUGCAAUAUUCUCAUCCACAUCAUUUUAGCUUUACGAAACUUAACAAUUGUCAACCUUCUAGAACUGUUGUUGUUCUUAAGAGAGAUGAACAUGACAAUUCUAGAGUUUCGGAUGAAACUUAUAGCUCUUAUGUACUUGAUGGGGAAGAAGGUGUGAACAAUGUGACUGGUAGGGGAAAAUCAGUGUCUAACGUCUUGAUUCCUAGUUUACCAGAUGAAUCCAACUGUGAUUAUGUAGCUCCAAUUAGAAGCUCUUUCUGGGAAUGGAAGCCCAAACUGAUUGUCCAUUAUGAAAAAUCAGGUUCAGAAAAUGUUCACUCCCCUCCUUUGCUCUUCCUUCCUGGCUUUGGCGUCGGCUCCUUUCAUUAUGAAAAGCAACUAAAGGAUCUUGGUCAUGAUUUCAGAGCCUGGGCUAUUGACUUUCUUGGUCAGGGCAUGUCAUUGCCAUGUGAAGAUCCAACUUUAGGAUCCAAUGGUGGAGAUAAACUUGAAUCAGAUAGGGAUAAUAUCAUCUGGGGUUUUGGAGAUGAAACUGAAACUUGGGCAGAGGAACUUGUUUAUUCUGUCGACUUAUGGAGGGACCAAGUGCGCUAUUUCAUAGAAGAGGUUAUUAAAGAACCAGUUUAUCUUGUGGGAAACUCGCUUGGAGGGUUUGUUGCAAUCUAUUUUGCAGCAUGCCACCCUCAGUUGGUGAAAGGUGUAACCUUGCUCAAUGCAACACCCUUUUGGGGAUUCUUCCCAAAUCCUGUCAGAUAUCCCCGAUUAUCAAAACUAUUCCCAUGGGCUGGGACAUUUCCUCUUCCUUCAAUUGUCAGAAAGCUAACAGAAAUUCUAUGGCAGAAAAUCAGUGAUCCUAGAAGUAUCGAGCAAAUACUUGACCAAGUCUAUGUGGAUCAUUCGACUAACGUUGAUAAGGUGUUUUCUCGUAUACUCGAGACAACACAGCAUCCUGCAGCUGCUGCCUCGUUUGCGUCAAUUCUGUUUGCUCCUCAGGGUCAAUUAUCCUUCAAUGAGGCUUUGUCGAGGUGUCGAAUGAACAAUGUGCCUAUUUGUCUUUUGUAUGGGAAGGAAGAUCCUUGGGUGAAGCCAAUCUGGGGUUUGCAGGUGAAACGGCAAGUGCCAGAAGCACCGUAUUAUGAGAUUAGCCCAGCUGGUCACUGCCCUCAUGAUGAAGUUCCAGAGGUUGUGAAUUUUUUACUACGAGGGUGGAUACAAAACCUGGAGUCACAGGGUAGUAUUGCAUUGCCUCUCCUUGAUACCCCACAAAGUGUUGAUGCUGAUUUUGCCUGGGACUUGGAAUUCAUCAGAGAAGGGUCCAGAAAAUCGACUCGGGUAAAAUUCCUCAUGCCCAAGUUCUCUAUCUGGGAUCGGCUAAUCUCUCGCUUCAAAUUUGGAUUUGAAAACAGGGGAAGUGGAACAGGUUCUCAAUGA
Messenger RNA from Fraxinus pennsylvanica, 1776 nucleotides. Lineage: Eukaryota; Viridiplantae; Streptophyta; Magnoliopsida; Lamiales; Oleaceae. The record is from the annotation of a GenBank genome assembly.